CGCUGCAACUUUGGGCUCCCGGGACCGGCGGCACCGAAUAUGGAACUCUCGCGCUGAUUCUCAAAUCCAACUUGAGGGAAAAAGUUCUGUGGAGUUUGUGUUCAUACAUGAAGCUGAAGCAGGAGUAAAGCGAGGAGUUUAGAGUUCUUAUCUGCAUCUGCAUCUGUGUGAGGGGAGAAAGAGGGGCUUUAUUGGAAAUUCUCGAACCCCCAUCGGGACGCUCUCGGCUUUCAGUUUUCCAGGGAAAACUCGAGUUUGCUGGGAUCUUGUGAGGCCACACAAACUGAUGAAGGCACAAUCGAGUCUCCAAAGACUGGCUCCAACAGUGCGAUCCCUGUACAGUGAAGUGUCAUCAGUGUGUGUGGCGCUCCCCAGUGAUCAACCGCCGGAUAGCAGAGAGAUGUAUAACCCCUCUAUGACCCCUGGAGCCUGUAUGGACCCCUACAUGCGGCCGCCACACGCACCCCCACCACACAGCAUGAUGGGACACCGUGGAAUGCCCCCGCCAGAGGGUGGCAGUGGCGCCCCCUACUGUAACCAGAGCAUGAUGACGUCUCAUCACAAUCUCUCACAUAACCAGCCAGGAUUAGAACACAUGGGCAGAGGAGACGCCUCUUGUUUCUCUACGCCUCGCUCCAUGCUGAAGUUGAGUAAGAAGCGCGCUCUGUCUAUCUCACCCCUGUCUGACGCCAGCGUAGACCUGCAGACGGUUAUACGCACAUCUCCCAACUCACUGGUGGCGUUUGUCAACUCUCGCUGUGGACAAAAUGCUGCCAGCUCAUACGGGCAUCUGUCUUUGGGCACCAUGAGUCCAUCAUUGGGUUACUCAAACUCCAUGAACUACCCAUCCAGAGCUCAGGGGAGCAUGUACAGCACUCCACUAGGUCACCCCUCUCCAUCCUGUCACGGACCUCCACCUCGCCUGCCGCCCCACAACACAAGACUGCACGCCCCCCCAAAACACACACAUCUGAAGACAGAACCUGUUCUGGGCAGUGUGAUGGACAGAAUUAACAUUAAGAACCUGGAGGAGCAUUCAGAGGGAGAUGUGGCGAGUCCAUCUUCAACUGGAACACAGGAUCCUCUUCUGGGUCUGCUAGAGGGCAGGGAUGAUCUCGAUAAAGAGGAGAAACCAGAACCAGAGGCCAUUUAUGAGACCAAUUGCUACUGGGAGAGCUGCAGCAAAGAGUUCGACACACAGGAACAACUUGUGCAUCACAUCAAUAACGAGCACAUACACGGCGAGAAGAAGGAGUUUGUGUGUCAUUGGAAGGACUGUUCUCGAGAACAGAGACCGUUCAAAGCGCAGUACAUGCUUGUCGUCCAUAUGCGCAGACACACUGGGGAGAAACCUCACAAGUGCACUUUUGAAGGCUGUAAUAAAGCAUACUCUCGUCUGGAGAACCUGAAGACUCAUCUGCGCUCACAUACGGGUGAGAAACCAUACGUCUGUGAGCACGAGGGCUGCAACAAGGCUUUCUCCAACGCGUCAGACCGAGCCAAGCAUCAGAACCGAACACACUCCAAUGAGAAACCGUACGUCUGUAAGAUUCCUGGCUGUACAAAGCGCUACACCGAUCCGAGCUCUCUUAGGAAGCAUGUGAAGACGGUACACGGACCUGAAGCUCACAUCACUAAAAAGCACCGUGGAGACACCGGGCCACGACCCCCAGGCUCCAGCCUGACCCCUGCAGGUCAAGAGAUGCUGAUCGAGAAAGAAGAGAGAAGCAGAGAAGACUGCAAACUACUCGCUCCAGAAAACACACUGAAAUCUCAGCCAAGCCCUGGUGGCCAGUCAUCCUGCAGUAGUGAACGUUCUCCAAUUGGCAGUGCUAACAACAAUGACAGUGGUGUUGAGAUGAACCUGAAUGCAGCGGGUAGUCUUGAGGACCUGACAACGCAAGAGGAGACCAGGAACACUGGUCUGUCAGAGUCAAGUGGUGGUGUUGGGUCAGGGGGAAUGUGCAUGUCUGUACAGGCCUUGAAGAGGCUGGAAAACUUAAAGAUUGACAAACUGAAACAGAUUCGCCGGCCAACAUCACCCGGGCGGAGUACAGGGAAUAAACUACCAGCCCUCUCAGCCCCAGGAGAGAUCAUAGGCAUGUGUGCGCCCUCACCUUUGCUCUCCAACCGUCGUGUCAUGGAGCUUUCUGCCCCAGAGCUGGGUGGAGUUGGCGGGAUGGGUAUGUCAUGCCCACCAAACGAUCGGCGUGGCAGUGGCACCAGCAGCCUCAGUUCAGCCUACACAGUGAGCCGUCGUUCAUCCAUGGUCUCUCCCUAUCUAUCGAGUAGACGCUCCAGUGACGUGUCUCAGGUGGGUCAGAGUGGUCUCUGCCAGUCUGUGAUGGGUAAUGAUGUGCCUGGUGGCCCACUGUCUCCUCAGAACAGCCAAAGAGGUGGACCAUGCCAGAAUGCUGGUGGGUUGCCAGGUCUACCGAAUCUCACCCCUGCGCAGCAGUACAGUCUGAAGGCUAAAUAUGCAGCUGCAACCGGUGGCCCACCACCCACCCCUUUACCCAACAUGGACCAACCUUGCACUCCCGGCAGACAUGUCAGAUUCUUAAGAGAAUGCCAUGGCCAGCCUCUUCCUCCAUUCCUGCAGCAAGGGGGCACAAGAAGGCACAGUGCCAAUACUGAGUAUGGCACAGGAGUGAUCUACCCGCAUCAGGCACCGGGAAACAACACAAGACGUGCCAGUGACCCAGUACACUCAGGCAGUGACCCACAGGGCUUACCCAAAGUGCAACGCUUCAACAGUUUGAGUAACGUGUCCCUCAUGAGUCGCCGCAAUGCACUGCAGCAGUGUGGGUCGGAUGCCACUCUCAGCAGGCAUUUGUACUCACCGCGCCCACCGAGCAUUACUGAAAAUGUCAUGAUGGAAGCCAUGGCCAUGGACUCUCAUGGGAACGCCGCAGAAAGCAACAUGACGCAGGGUGGAGACCAAGCCUACAUGGGUUACCAACAACCUCAGCACCACCCUCACAAUGCUGGCCAGCUCUCUCCUGGACAAGAAGGCCUGGGAAGCAUUGAUCAAGUCUACCAGACUCAGAUGGAAGGCCAGUACCAGGGCCAGACUGACAUUGCAAACAGUCUUCUACAGCAGGCAGAGUACAGCAUGAGCACCUGUCAACUCAGCCCAUCUGGUCCACAUUAUCCCAGCCAGGGGCAGCCGAGCAAUGGGUCAGGGCCCUGGGGACAGACCGGCCAGCUCCAUAGCCCCCAGACUGGCUUGCAAUACCAGGGUGGAGUCAUGCAAGGGCAGCACUACCCUCAACAGGGUGUAUACAAUCCUACCUCUGACCCUCAGAGAGUUACGAUAAAACCAGAGCAGUUCCAUCCCUCCAUGGGAGCAUCGAGUUCCUGCCAGAAUACCAAAACUCUACACCAGCAUCACCAUACGGGGAAUAUACAGGGUUAUCCACCGCAGUCACAAGCCCAAGGCUUAAUGGGAAGAUCUUCCAAUGCUAACUGUGAUUUCCAUCAUGGCCAGACAGGAACACAAGCCAGUCUUCAGCAGCAAAGCCAAACUGGAUCAUUCCCCAACAGUGGAGGUGUAAGUCUCGGCUCACUGACAGAGAGCCGCAGGACGCAGACACCGAUGCAUCAGAUGAAGGAGAUGAUGGUGAGGAACUACGUGCAGUCACAGCAGGCUCUAUUGUGGGAACAGCAACAGGAACUAUCUGGGAAGACAGACAGCUUGGACUUGGGGGGACAAACAGCGAUGAUGCAGCACAGCCCUCAAAAUCAACAAGCCAACCAGAUGCUUUAUCAUGGCAACACUUACCAAGGUUACCCAAAUCAGAGUGUGAUGAGCCCACCACACAAUCGAGUUCCCAGUUCAGUGCCAGUUAAGGACCAUUCCUGCUAUGGCCAGGACAUGGUGCCACGGCCACCUCAAGGGAGGAAGCCGCUGAGUCGCCAGAACAGCCUUUAUAGCCUGGGAAGCCCACCUCAACUCAGUCCCAUCCACUCCACCACCAGUCCUAGAAGAGCGGUACGAUUGCCACCAGUUCAACAACAACAGCAGUAUUCAGAAAACUUCACCAAUAAUAACAAUCCCAUGUACUACACAGGUCAGAUCCACAUGCAUCAUGACAUAGAAAAGACUCUGGAAUCCCAGGAUGAUCCAUGUCUGGCUCAGCAACACCUGACAGGGAUGGACCCUGGUGAAAAACCUUCUUCGAUGGUCUACUCCGACCCCGCGCCAAUGUCUAAUGCCUUAGAACACCUGGACUUGGAGAAUGCUCAGAUUGACUUUGCUUCCAUUAUCGAUGACCCUGAGCCUUCAACUUACAGUCCAAUAAAUCCCCCGAUGGGACACCACCCAUGCUCCUCUCAGACAUCCUCCCGUCUCACCACACCCCAGACAUCCAUCACUCUGCCUAGUGGCCUCUCCAAUAUGGCAAUCGGUGACAUGACCUCUAUGUUGACAUCUCUUGCUGGGGAGAACAAAUAUUUGAACACUCUGUCUUAAAGAGUUUGUUUAUAUAAUUGGAGAAGGUCCUAAUAGUCAAUUUUUGAAUGUGGACUCUUGACACUAAAUGCUCCUGAGAUGCCAUCAUGACACCAAAGGUUCCUGGAGCCUCCCUCUAGAUGCCGUAUGCUAUAAAAUACAUGUGCUGUACGAUGCUGUAGAGGUUGGAUGGUUCUGCUUGUGCCCUUCACGGUCUCUCACAGAUGUUGUGUUUGGUGUAAAAGUUUUAAUUGUAUAAAAUAUGUUUCUAAGCAUUACCACAAAGGUCUACAAAGGAGUGCAACAGUGCCUGCCCACUUUUCAGCCGUCUUGGUUCUGGAAGUGAGUUGUAAGCCAUGAACCAAACCAACCAGCUCAGGUGAAUCACAACAUUACAAACUUUGAUUUAAAACAAAAAAGUGUUUGAAAAUCAGCUAAAAAGACAAAAGGUACAAGACUGUGUCAUUAAUGUUUUUAAUAAGGUAAUGACUACAAUCCCAUGAAGCACUGUGAAUUACGUAACUGAAUUAAAGUGAUAGUUCACCCAAAAAUUUUAAUUUUCUCAUAAUUUACUCACUCUCAUGCACUCCCAGAUGUGUAUGACUUUCUUUCUUCACAAAUUAUUAUUUUAAGAAGAUUAUUUCAGUUCUGUAGGUCCAUACAAUGCAAGUGAAUGGUGACCAAAAUGUUUACGCACCAAAAAGCACAUAAAGGCAGCAUAAGUGUUUUAAUCCCUAUUUCUCUUAGCGAUAUGAUAGGUGUUGGUGAGAAGCAGACCAAUAUUUAAGUCAUUUUGUGCUUGAAAUUCUUUUCCCUGUCCAGUAGUUGGCGGUAUGCAUGAAGAAUAUGAAUCACCAAAAACUCAAGAGGAAGAAUGUGAGGGGGCCUGGGUAGCUCAGCGAGUAUUGAUGCUGACUACCACACCUGGAGUCGUGAGUUCGAAUCCAGGGUGUGCUGAGUGACUCCAGCCAGGUCUCCUAAGCAACCAAAUUGGCCCGGUUGCUAGGGAGGGUAGAGUCACAUGGGGUAACCUCCUCAUGGUCACAAUUAGUGGUUUUCGCUCUCAAUGGGGCACGUGGUAAUUUGUGUGUGGAUUGCGGAGAGUAGCAUGAGCCUCCACAUGCUGUGAGUCUCUGCAGUGUCAUGCACGAGUCACGUGAUAAGAUGCGCGGAUUGACGGUCUCAGAAGCGGAGGCAACCGAGACUUGUCCUCUGCCACCCGGAUUGAGGUGAGUAACCGCCCCACCACGAGGACCUAAUAAGUAGUGGGAAUUGGGCAUUCCAAAUUGGGAGAAAAGGGGAUAAAAUAACAUUUAAAAAAAAAGAAAAAGAGGAAGAGGAAGAAUGUGAAAGUGAUCUGUUUCUCACCCACACCAAUCAUAUCGCUUCUGAAGAUAUUAAUUUAACUACUGGAGUCUUAUGGAUUACUUUUGUGCUGGUUUAUGGAAUUUUUGGAGCUUCAAAAUUAUGUCACCAAUUCACUUGCACUGUAUGGACCAAAAGAGCUGAGAAAUUCAUCUAAAAAUCUUCAUUUGUUUUCUGCAGAAGAAAGAAAGUCAUACACAUCUGGGGUGAUAUAAGGGUAAGUAAAUGAUGAGAGAAUUUAUAUUUUUGGGUGAACUAUCCCUUUAAAAACGAUGGGAAGAUAAGCUAUUGAUUUAAAGUUGUUGGUUAUAAGUAUAGAAGCAUUUUGUUUGUGCAAAAUGUUCAGAUAGUUUCAAAUAUACAAGUAGUUUGAGAGUGUAGGAAGAGAGACUUGAUUGCAUCAUUCACAGUGCAUCAUGGGAGUGUGCGGUUGCUGCAAAGCCCUUUUGGCAUGCUUUGCUGGCCGCGAUUCUCUGAUUGGUGGAUCAUUUCCUUCAGGAUCAUGGGUAGUGUAGAUCUUCACCAGGAAUUCUGCUAGUUAAUGCUGUUUUUUUAAAACAAAGUUGAAAUAACGUGGACUGAUGGCUUCAGCAGAAGCUUAUACCAUCAAUUAACAACCUCAGAGCUCAUGGUAGGUCUGCCUUUAAAGGUUUAUAAGUCAUAGUUAAAAUUCGCCUAUGGAAAAAUUGAAAGGGAUUUUUACUUCCAGAACAAGACUGUUGCGCUCUAUUAUUUAAGGGGCAUUCCGGUCACUAAUGUAUGACUGUUUAUGAUAGAAAUCUUUAUUAAAAUGUAAAUAUAUGAGCAUUUGACUGUAAAUGGAAGAAAAGUUACAAAAAGAUUUUUUGAAACAUAUCUGAACUUGGCUGACAAAAAAGUGAGCUCAUUUCAUUUGUGGGUUCGCUGGUAGGCACUCUCUCCAGUAGUAUUGGUGAAGACAGGACUCAAGUGCCUUUGACCAUUGUGGCGUAACAUUUUUGAUUCCUCACAGGUACAACAUGUCAGAGUAAAAGAGAUGUUAUAAUGCAUGGACAGUCAGACAGAUAUAAACACUCUGACAGUAUAAGAGAAAGGCAGGAAUAAAGUGUUACUGGAAAAACUUGCUAAAGCUCAUAGCUAAGUGUCAUAAUGGCAGAUUACAUAACAUUAUCUUUCUAGGUCUAGACCAGAUUAAGCCUUUGAGUCAUUGAUUCAAAGGUUUGUUUUAUGAUUAUUUGACGAUGUUUAUUUGACCAGUCUGCUUUCAGACAGGUACAUUAAAAGGUAACGUCACUGAGUUACGAAUUUGGUAAGGUUUUCAUUUGUCUACGUUGCGCUACAUAACCCAAGCUAGCAUGCAUAUGCAUCGCACUGACAACAGCACUGAGCUGAGGAAAAGUGAUGAACAAAUAUUCAUUUUUUGAUUCUAUAGAGUAUGGCAAUUACAUGCAAUGAAGGUACUUGAUGUCAUUCACUUGACUUUUGUCAAGCUAUUGGUUUUAAGUCCUCCAUAGACCUUUUUCACAGACUGUGAUGACGCCUUAUUUAGCAGCGUAAAUCUAGCAGUUUAUAACAUCAUGCUUUGUGUUAUAUUACCCUGGAAUCAGUUUUAAAAAAUGAAUUACUACAGCUGUGAGGGGGUUCCGAUUACAGCUGCUGAGAGAGUAAAUUUGGCUUAAUCCACCACUCUCAAUUUUUGUUUCUUCUGGAAAGUCAAUCAAAUGUUAUAGUGGAUUUUUCUUUUGUUCUUUGAGCAAAUGGGUAAGUGAGAAUAAUAUUUGCUGUGAUCUCCCAGUCACCGCUGUCGAAGUUUACCCUGCAAACGUUUACUUCCGCGUUCCAAAACCCGCAGUGUGAGAAAGGUCUAUUAUUUCUACAUUGUGCCUAACUUGUCUGAAGAAUUAUUUUUCAUUGAGUGUUAUAGAGGGGCUCAGUAUGGACGCGACCCUUAAAAAAACCCCAGUGUUUCUACUUGCUGUGGCAUACCAAAGAUGACUGGCACAUGCACCCUUGAUUCACACUAGAAACAGCAUCAUGUGCUUCCAUAUUGCUGUGAUAAAGAAUGUAUUGGAGUUCUUCUUUAUUAUUUUCUCUUUUCUAAAGAAAAAAAAAACAUUUUGUGAUUGUUGCAUUUCUGUGUGUUUUUAUAUCUGUCACAGUUCACUCAAACUUUUUUGCUGGCAAAAGUACAUAACAUAGUAACAGUUUUAUAACAUUAGCAUUUACCUCGUCUAUUUACAAAGAAACUAAGUGAUAUUUUUGCGUACCGUUUUCUAAAUUUUUGUACAAAGGUACUUCUAUAUUAUACCAGUUUAUAAAUAAACAGAGCCUGUGAUGGA
Molecule: messenger RNA, 8136 nt
Organism: Myxocyprinus asiaticus (Chinese sucker)
Lineage: Eukaryota; Metazoa; Chordata; Actinopteri; Cypriniformes; Catostomidae
Product: zinc finger protein GLI1-like
Exons: 12
Coding region: 287-4474 (1395 amino acids)
Biological process (GO): regulation of transcription by RNA polymerase II; smoothened signaling pathway
Cellular component (GO): nucleus
Molecular function (GO): DNA-binding transcription factor activity, RNA polymerase II-specific; RNA polymerase II cis-regulatory region sequence-specific DNA binding
Source: RefSeq, a predicted model, not a curated record